AUGAACACUGAAAAUAUGGAGAACGAAGGUCUGCCGGUUGACUCGACAUUCGGUGAAAACUGGCAUGGAGUUCAAAAAGUAAAAACGGACGAUCGACAAUGUAUGGGAGAUGCAAUGAAUGUCGAAGAAAGUCGGGAUGAGGCGGGAGAAACAGAAGAAACAAAUGAGGAGAUUGAAUAUGAAGAAUCAGAAGGUGUGGCAGAUGAAGAAGAUGAAGAAGAGGAGAACGAUGCAUGCCUUGAAUCAUGCGACAAUGAUACAGAUUAUUUAAAGAAUAACAAGAUUCUCUCCCUCGAUAAACUGGAAUCGGAAAUGAAAGAGAUAAUCUCAGAUGUUGAGACUAUUCUUGAAGUCAGCACUGGAAUCUCUCAGAACUUGCUUCAAAAAUUCCGAUGGAACAAAGAAACUCUAUUGGAAAAGUUCUACGGAAGUGAUGAUACCAACGAGUUUCUAAUGAACCAAAACGUGAUUCCAAGUGAUCCUGAAGAUUUUCCAUCUGAAGAAAACACGCAAUGCGCUAUUUGUUUUGAUGACGAAUCCGUGCUUACUGGUCUCUCUUGCAACCAUCAAUACUGUAUUGGAUGCUGGAAUUCAUAUUUGACUCAGAAGAUUGUUGAUGGAGAGACUGAAAUUAGUUGUAUGGCUCCCGAGUGUACGCUGCUUUUUCAGCCGGAGCAGAUCACAUUCUACAUCAAUGACCCAACUGUCAUGUCGAUGUAUCGAAAAGCAGUUGUCAGUAAUUAUGUAGACACAAAUAGACUGCUGAAAUGGUGCCAUGGAGCAGGUUGCGAGAAGGUUAUCAAGGUUCCGCAUGCAUCAAUUCGACAUGUCGCCUGUUCAUGCGGAUCACAAUUCUGUUUCUCUUGCAACAAAGACUCGCAUGAACCUGCCAGCUGUCAUAUUUUGACACAUUGGCUGAAAAUGGAUGACCAAGAAUCAUCGAAAUGGAUUCUCUCGAAUACGAAAGAUUGUCCGAAAUGCCAGGCGCCAAUUGAGAAGAACGGAGGAUGCAAUCAUAUGACUUGCACGAAUAGAAACUGUCGAUAUGAAUUCUGUUGGCUGUGUAUGGGUGAUUGGAGAAAUCAUCAGAAUUGUAAUCAAUACCAACCGAAUCCUGAUUCAAAACGUGAGAAACAUCUGGCUAACUUGGAGAGAUACGCUUUUUAUAACGGACGUUAUUUGGCUCAUCAACAGAGUUUGAAUUUGGAGGAAAAUCUCCGCGAAGAGAUCAAAUCGAAAAUGAGCAAACUUCAAGAGUUCUUUGCUCUCUCCAAACCGGAAGUACUAUUCCUCCAGAAGGCGUUGAAUGCACUCUCCCAGUGUCGUCGUACUCUAAUGUAUUCAUACGUUUUCGCAUUUUAUCUCGAACCGAAUUUCAAUUCAAUCAUCUUUGAAGCGAAUCAACAGGAUUUGCAAUCAGCAACCGAACAACUUUCGGAGAUUUUAGAGAGAAAGUUAGAGGACGAUGACUUGGAUUCGUUGAAACAGAGAAUUCAAGACAAGUAUCAAUACGUGGAGACGCGGAGAAAAUGUUUGUUGGAUCAUUGUGCUGAAGGAGAAGAAAAAGACGAUUGGAAGAAAUAUCCGCCACCAUCGGUCUUCUCAUCGGCUCCUUCUCCAAUCGGUGUUCUCGGUGGACAUGGACAAUAUUGCGCGUCUUGCCCAGGUUGUCCAUCAUCUCCAAGAACUCCUGGCGACCCUUCAUCUCCUGGUUUUCCUGGAUUCCCUGGUGCUCCCAUUGGUCCGACUUGUCCUGGAUCUCCUUGUGUACUUUCUCCAGGAAUACCAUCUGGACCCGGUGGGCCUGGUGGUCCGGGAGGUCCAACUGGACCAGGAAGAUUUACGGAAUGUUGUCCAAACUCUCCAGGUAUUCCACUUUUACCUUCACAACCUGGACGUCCAUCUGGUCCGGGAGGACCUGGUGGGCCAGGAGGUCCUGGAAGUCCUGGAUUUGGCCCAUCCCCUGGUUUUCCUGGUAGUCCAAUCUGCCCAUCAUAUCCGGGAGGUCCAUCUGGUCCAGGAGCUCCAGGUGGUCCAGCCGGACACUUCACACAUUCUCCAUUGGUGGCUUCCAUAGCCAUUUGA
Molecule: messenger RNA, 2085 nt
Organism: Caenorhabditis remanei
Lineage: Eukaryota; Metazoa; Nematoda; Chromadorea; Rhabditida; Rhabditidae
Exons: 8
Coding region: 1-2085 (694 amino acids)
Biological process (GO): positive regulation of proteasomal ubiquitin-dependent protein catabolic process; ubiquitin-dependent protein catabolic process; protein polyubiquitination
Cellular component (GO): ubiquitin ligase complex; nucleus; cytoplasm
Molecular function (GO): ubiquitin conjugating enzyme binding; ubiquitin protein ligase activity; zinc ion binding
Source: RefSeq, a predicted model, not a curated record